Corticium candelabrum is the source of this 4006-nucleotide messenger RNA. RefSeq lists its product as uncharacterized. The record is from RefSeq and is a predicted model, not a curated record. NCBI's taxonomy places the organism in Eukaryota, Metazoa, Porifera, Homoscleromorpha, Homosclerophorida, Plakinidae. The transcript is spliced from 11 exons. The coding region runs from base 540 to 3797 and encodes 1085 amino acids. Gene Ontology annotation, biological process: protein phosphorylation. Gene Ontology annotation, molecular function: protein kinase activity; ATP binding.
GGAAACCUCAUUCGUAACCAUGAGCAAUGAAGUAACAACGCAUCAAGAGAUGAUGCAGGCCAACAGAUUGGUUUGGGGAUGUGCUACCGCCAAACGGAGUGCUUCAUUGUUGGGAGUCCUAUAGAGACAGCUGUGGAAGUUGUAAAUUUAGAUAGAAAUGGAUUUGCAUUUUGAAAUGCUAGCGUGGGAAGGAAAGCCCAAAGGGAAUAGACUGGCGGCUGCAAACGAUACUAACACGUCAUGAAAAGGCGUAAACAGCAUCAGAUCAUCAUUGCAAAGGAAUUAGCUUAUGCAACAUAAAAACAUACAAUAGUAACGUGGCUUGUUUUUGUGUACGGGUUAUUAGAGUAAUCUUUUGUCUACAAUUUGUUUUGAAAGCGAUAAAUACGUCUAUACGGGAACUGAUACGGGGAGUUUCAAGCAACACUUUCUUAUCAGAUUUCAUUUGCGUUACAAGUGCUAGUCACGGCAAACGUCGCACCAGUUGGGCAACUUUUUGAAGAAAUUUAGAGGUAUAGUUGAGCCCAGACUGCAGCAAUAUGAACGACACAGGUGGUUCGGAAGGCUUGACCAAAGAAGAUCUACAGGAAAAACUCCUUCGCUUAGGAUUGCCUUUCAAAGCUGUCCUCAGAAUGACUUUAGAAGAAUUGCAACGAGAACUGAAUAAAAUUGAAGAUGAGAAGCAAAAGGAGCAUUCGGAUGAGGAGGUUAAUGAUAUUUUAGAAAAUUGUACAUGUGAAGAUCUGAACAAAUUAGUUGAACGGUACGGCGUGAGAGCAGAAAACGUGACAGAUGACAAAACGAGGAAAGAAAGAAUUAGAUAUCAAAUGACAAAGAAAUUUGCUCGCCACGGCUCAACAGCAGAGAUGUUAGGAGGUCUUUGGGACGACACCUUCAAGUUCAAGGGCGCCUGCACUUCGCUUGCUGCUGUAGGGGAAGAACUAGAACGCUUUCUGGAAGACAUUAAGCUAGACAAGAAGCUCCGGCAUGCUUUGCUACGUGAUUACGGUGAAGAUGAAUUAGAUAAAGGAGUUAGAGAGGGCCUGGGUCAUUUGCGAAAAGGCGAAUGUCCAAUUGUUGUCACUGGCGAAACUUCAGCCGGUAAAAGUAGUUUUCUAAAUUUGUUGCUGGAAGGAAGCUCUUUGGACGGACAACACCUUGAGCUACCAAAUAGUGAGCAAAUGACAACCUCUUGCAUUUGUGAGAUAAAGCAUGGCGAAGAGCGAGAGCUUAGAGCACAUCACAACAAACCUCGUGAGGGGAAAACAGGCAUUGAGAUUAUUAAGAACCCGACAAUAGAUACUAUAAACAAAUUCUUGAACGUUAGACACAGCGGACAAGCAGGUUCUGCUAAUUUUUCGGUGUACAAGAAAAUUGAGCUUCGUGUUCCUUUAGACUUUCUGAAGUGUGGAAUCGUUCUUGUAGACACUCCUGGUGUCACUGGCGAAACUGAAAUGAAAAAAUUUGUGUCGGAAUAUCUGGAACAUUCUGUAGCAUUCAUCUACAUCUUGAACAAGGCUGUUAAUGUUUAUCAGCUUCGUGGCCUUUUCGAGAUUGAGUCGAAUGCACUAAAUCGAUACUUUUGUGGUGAUACCGACGUUGAGGAGUUGAAUACUCAAGGAAUGGUGAGAAACACUAUGUUUAUUGCCAAUAAAUGGGAUCUAGUCCAGGACGAGAAAACGAUGAUGUCAGAACUAGAGAAAACACUUGUUAAGUAUCGAGUUGGCAACUACGAAAAACAGCAGGGAAAACUUCUCAAGCUGAUGGCUACAAGAGAUCGCGAUCAUUUUAGAGCAGGAUACGUCAGCCACCGAUUCCAAGCGCUAAUUGACAGAUUCAAGGAGACUGCACCUGAAAAUAUGAAGCUACACCUACGUAAACAUUACAGAUAUCUUCAAAAAAUCUGUUCGAGGAUUGAAUACCACACACAGCGAUUUCUAAACUAUGCUCAACUAAUAGAUGGAGAUAAAGAAGAACUCAAGAACAUCCAAGCCGACGCUGAAGAGAAAUGGCAGAGUCUAAGCCAGAAAGGCCAGGAAAUAUGUAAGGGUGUUGAAGAAUACAUUAGCAAACUAGACGUUUCAGAAAUAUCCGAUUCAUUGCGUAAUCAUUUUAAGAAUCCGUUAGUUCAGAACAGUCUCCUUAUUUGGAGAGAGGAGGAAUGUCCUAAAGCUGAAGAAAAGUUUGAGCUUACAGAAAGGGAGGCAAAGAAAUUGGUGAAAACGAGAUUUACUGAAGCAAUUACGCAAUGGGAAAAUGAGAAUCACAUGCUCGAAGACAAAAGACAAGAACUAAGAAAGGUUGUUAAUAGACGGCUCCAGGAUCUAAAUUUUGAUCUCACUGCAGUCGCCAAAGUUCUCACAACUGCUCGAUCCGUAGAGUUAAAGCUACCUGGAUUUGAGUUUCGAUUUUGCAAAAUGAGACGAUCUGUACUGGACACUUUUUGGCGAUUGUUUAUCGAACUAUUUUUGGUUAAAGAAAAAGUUCAAAAGGCCAAAUUUUUGAAAAGUCCUGUUGAAUCAAUGGAAGAGCUAGCUCAGCUGACACUCACACCUUUAGUUUCCGGCAAUAAUAAUGGCGAUGGCGAUGCCAUGAUCAGAUUAGUUCGAGAUUUAUUAGGUCUUGACGAAGUAGUAAAAACUUUAAAAGAAGAAAUUGACAAAGAAAUAGCUAGCACCCGCGAGGAAGUUGGAGAUCUUCGAGGUAAAGAGCAGGUUGAUCACUUUAGAAGGACAUACCAACCAAUUCUUAGUGAUUGCUUAGACCUCCAUACGGAACUUCUUCAGUGGGAACUACACAAUCUCUUUGAAGGAGAUUUGAUCAAGAGUAGUGAUGUUAGAUUGGGAAAUGAGAGGUACUUGCUGGGUAGCGGAACUAUUGUGGGCUAUUACAGAGGCACUCAGACCAUAAAUGAUCAAUGGAAGCCGGUGACUGUCAAGAGGUACGCUUUGAAAGACAAUUUGAGGACAAUACUUAGAGACUACAAGCGUCUCAAGGACUGGAAAUCAACGUGUUUUGGAAGAGCGGAAGGGUUGAUUAAGUUACAACUGACAAGCAGUGCAGAUACAGAACUUGCAGUUGUCAUGGAAAACUGCGAUGUGAGUUUACACAACUUUCUCAAGACCACAGAUAAUCUUGGAGGCUACAGAUCUUCCGCUGUACUAACAUUGACUCUUCCUUUGGCAUAUGAUAUCUACGAGGCUCUGCAUACUUUGCACAACGAAUGCUUUGUCCACGGUGAUCUGACCACUUCUACUGUGAUGCUAACAAAAGUUGUUCCUGAAGUAGCAGAAAACGGUAUCACUGUUUCUUACAGAGCUAAGCUUUACCAUAUCGGAGUCCCAACUGGAGCUAACCUAGAAAGGCCGAAACGAGCGUCUUUGUCUCCAAACAAGUUUUCUGCUCCGGAAACUGUUGACGCUAUUGGCUGCCAACCUUCAAUGGAUGUUUACGGUUUUGGACAUAUACUGUCUGAACUUUGGUAUGGUAAGAGUGAUCGUGCUUAUAAGGGUCCUGUUUUAAAAAGAAAAGACAGUCUCGAUGGAAGCAGUGAUUCGUUGACGGUGGAAGAUCAGACACACGGACAGCAUUCAUUGAAUAUUGAGGAUGUAUUCAUACGUACGUUUACGCAACGUGUGUAUCAAGACAACUUGCCGUUUUCUGAGCCGUCAGAGGAAUACAAGAAAUUAAUUAUCGCAUGCUGCAACAAGCUACCCAAAGAACGACCAUCAGUAGAUUCUAUCAAGAACGAACUUGAAGAUAUCAUGAAGAAGUAUCGUUGCAGAGAAGUACCCUAGUAGGUAGAGUCGCUGUAGGAAUUGGAACUCAUUUUCGAACAGCCAAGAAUUGGCUAUAUCAUAUACACUAAUAACGAUUGUUUUCUACUCUAUGUUGUCUAUCCUAGGUUAUUUUACGUAUUAUAACGAUCAGCUACUAAUCUGCAUCAACACUGUUAGAAAACUACGAUCAUCAAUAUACUAUGAUCCAGUCAGGAUCCAGACUAUAA